This is a messenger RNA of Neurospora hispaniola, 550 nucleotides long. RefSeq lists its product as uncharacterized. The transcript has a single exon. Bases 145 to 516 code for a protein of 123 amino acids. NCBI's taxonomy places the organism in Eukaryota, Fungi, Ascomycota, Sordariomycetes, Sordariales, Sordariaceae. The record is from RefSeq and is a predicted model, not a curated record.
AUUGGAAGUUGGAAGGGGGAAGGCACGGGGGAAGGCACGGGGGAAGGGACAAGUUGGAAGAAGGAGGCACGUGGAGAGAAGGGGUAACUGGACUGGACUGGAUUGAAUUGAAUCGAUGGAACGAAGGUGAAGAUUCGAGAGGACAUGGAAGAAUGUCAGUUGAGUUCAAUAGAUGGUUCUGUUGAGAGUGAUGAUAACUUGGUUGUGAAUGGUGGAGGCGGACGGCAGGCCUUCUUCCAUUUUUUUUUUAUUUUUUUUUUUAUUUUUUUUUUUUCCUUCCUUCCUUCUUUUCUUUCUUCCACUUUUUCUGUGCUGUAUUACUUUCUCAUGUUUUAUCUUUACUUGUAUUUUCUUCCUUUUUUUUCGCCCUCAUCCUUUCUAGGUCUAACCUUGAAUUCUCGUCGACACAACCUACCAUUAGAUCUCUCCAAAUCUCUCUUACCAAAAUCAUCACCAAAGCUCAUCUGCGUUGCAACACCUCUCCUUGUUUUUGUUAAAUCCUUUUACUACUCAUGAUGCGUGGGAUUCAGCGUAGCAUGUGAAUGAAGUC